Molecule: messenger RNA, 821 nt
Organism: Hyla sarda
Lineage: Eukaryota; Metazoa; Chordata; Amphibia; Anura; Hylidae
Product: protein shisa-5-like
Exons: 5
Coding region: 109-636 (175 amino acids)
Source: RefSeq, a predicted model, not a curated record
UUCUCCGCCCCCUGUCUCAGCUCCAGGAGGACAUAGCAAACAGCUAAGGAAAGAGAAGAACAGAAGAGGUAGAAGAAGACCCUGUCCUGACCCUAAACCACAUUCAUCAUGCAGAAAAUAGAAGGGACUAUUCUGCUCGCUGCCCUGUGCCUGGUGUGCAUGCCAGUAGUGUUUGGCGAUGACUGUGCACCUUAUGUCGGAUCUGACUUUGCACUCCAUAGGGGACAGACGUGUAUAUUAUCAUUCUGUGCAGGAACUUGCACGGAACGGUACUGUGGCAUUAUACCGGGCACACAGCUGGACCAGGCCCAGUUCAUGUGCGUUGUGAACAACCUUUACUUUGUGGUUGGAUGCGGCGCUGUAGUCGCCUUAAUACUCAUCGGUGGAGUUAUCGCCUGUUGCUGCAAGUCACUCUGUGUGUGCUUUGGGCUCUGUUGUCCACAACGUUCACCUCAUCAUGUGACCAGCAGCAUGGCUGUCACCAAUGUUGUUCACCGUCAGCCCCUGGUGCAGAUACCGUAUACCACAUCUACUACAGGGUACAUGCCCGUAGCAGGCCAAACUGUGUACGCUGGGCAGUAUCCACCACCAUAUCCAGGUGAGGCAACUGGCUUUGUCAGUCACCCGACUAAAUAAGGUGGAGCGGAUAACAAGGCUUUUGAAGAAACACCAUAACAGUAUCAGUUUUAGGGUGGAUGGACAAGUAAUACUACUGCAUCUUAUAUAGACAAAAGUUAAAUCUCUUUUUUGGUUCAAGGACUGUCUGCUAGAACUAUGUGUUUUUAUGCUACUUUAAACAUUUAUUUUGUUUGUGGGGGGGG